Messenger RNA from Mytilus trossulus (common blue mussel), 1162 nucleotides. RefSeq names its product golgin subfamily A member 6-like protein 6. The transcript has 6 exons. The record is from RefSeq and is a predicted model, not a curated record. Bases 271 to 1140 code for a protein of 289 amino acids. NCBI's taxonomy places the organism in Eukaryota, Metazoa, Mollusca, Bivalvia, Mytilida, Mytilidae.
GAGAGUUGUCUCAAUGGUAAUCAUAUCACAACUUAUUCAAGUUGUAUAAGCUACAGGUAAUUGGAACUCAACUUCAUCAAAAGCUACUUUGACCAAAAAAUUUAACAUAAAGUAAGGUAGACGGACAGACGGACGAACCAACCAACGACCGGACAUAGAGAGAGAGCAACGUAACGAACGUUACGUUUUCGUCGAAGUUAACGACUGCGCAGAAGAAUAAUUGUCAACCACGUCAUUAUCAUUACCGCUGACAACGUCGAAGUUUCGCUGAUGUCUGCAGGACUAAUUCUUAGACUUCUAAUAAGACAAAAUAUUGAGAUGACAGACCAAGACAAAAAAGAGCAACAUGCUUUGUAUUUUUACGGUGCGUUUCUAAGGGAAGCUGUUUUUGAGUGUUUACUUGAGGAGUGGAAAAACAUAGAGACUGACAAAAGAACAGCUUUGAAGAAAGAAAUGGAAGACACGGAUAGUGAAAAUGAAGAGAACAAAAUGAGGAUCUUACAAGAAUGGAAAAAUAGCCUAGAGAAUGAUAGGGUAGCAAAAGAACAGCAGACAAAAACAGGGCCUGUUAUAACAAAGAUAUACCAGCAGAAAAUCGCAGAAAACCCAUUUAAGCAUGCGGAAGGAUAUGUUUAUCAGAAUCCAGAAGAGCAGAACGCCAAAGACAAACCAAAGAAUAAAAGAGAAAUAAAGAGAGAAGAAAAAAGAAGGCUGGAGAGAGCCAGAGAGGAAGAAAAGAUGAUAAAGAAACAAUUCGAAACAAUAGACACACUGAUGGAAAACUAUUCAAGGGAGGUAAGAGUUCAGUGGAAAAAAGAACUGAAGAGAGAACAGAUGACAAGAAAGGGUUGGAGAGAGAGAAGAAAAUUACAAAAAGGAAUGAAAACAAAUAAAGAAGAAAAGGAAAAAGUACAAAUCAAAAUGUUGAUAAAUGAUAUCAGGAACAUAGAUAUAUUAGAUAUACUGUUCCCAGAGGAUAUCGAUAUGGAAAAGAAAGAAGAGAAAGAAGAAAGUAAAGAAACACAAACAGAUAUCAAUGUCAAUGUUAAAAUCGAUGAUCAAAGAAAAUCAAAGAAGAAAACAGUAACAGAAAGAAUUCACUCAUUGUUCAUGUCAUUGUGUUGUAUUAAAGGACAGUAAAAAGUUGUGUAAUUAAUGAUAA